AUGGAGGAUGCUAAUAGUAAUAGUGAUGCAAUUGGUACUUCUUCGACUCCUGCAGGUAGCCCUGCCCCUGUUCUUAUGGAUGAGGAUAAUUCCGGAACACCUUCCUCCAUAAAUACUCAAAACCCCUCACAAUCCAAAAAACGACAUGUUAAUCAAUCUCUUGCAUGGGAGCACUUUAAAAAGGUGGAACCAAUUGAUAAGGAGAACCCUAAAGCUUGUUGCAAUUAUUGCAAGAGAUUGAUAGGGUGUCACCAUAAAAGACAAGACACUUCAGCUAUGAUGACCCACCUUACCUAUAACUGUCCAAACUCCCCACUUAGAAAACCAAAAAUUGCCAAAGAUCAAACUUUGUUGCAGAUGUCAGUUAAGAAGGCGGUAGAAGGCACCCAACUAGGAUAUGUAAAGUAUGAUCCGGACCGUGUAAGGCGUUUGCUUGUUCAGUAUCUCAUCUUAUGUGAGUUGCCUUUUAGUCAUGUAGAGAGUGAAGGGUUUAGAUUAUUUGUGAAUGGAUUGGAACCUAGGUUCAAUUUGCCUAGUCGUGUUACUAUACAAAGAGAUUGUUUGAAAUUAUAUGAGGAAGAGAAGGUUCAUUUGAAGGCGUUGAUGAGCGGUCAAAGGAUUUGUCUCACUACUGAUACAUGGACAUUCAUACAAAACUUGAAUUACAUGUGUGUUACCGCUCAUUUUAUAGAUUAUAAUUGGGUAUUGCAUAAGAAAAUCGUGAAGUUUUGCCUAGUUCCCAAUCAUAAGGGUAUUGAUUAUGUGAGAAGGAGGAUAAAGGAAAAAAAUUCAACUGUUUUGGGGGGUGAGUUUCUUCACAUGCGGUGUGCUGCUCAUAUUUUGAAUCUUGUAGUAAAUGAUGGUUUGAAAGAGUUAGAGGACUCUAUUUGUAAUGUUAGAAAUGCAGUGAGAUUUGUAAGGUCUUCACCGGCGAGGAUGGCAAAGUUUAAAAGAUGUAUAGAACAACUAGAUAUUCAAAGUAAGAAAGUGGUGUGUCUAGAUGUUCCUACUAGAUGGAAUUCAACAUACUUAAUGCUAAGCAUUGCUGAAAAGUACCAAAGAGCAUUUGAAGUAUUGGGGGAGGAGGAUAGUCAGUUAGUUGUUCCUACAUAUAUUGAUUGGGAAAAUGCUAGGGCAUUUGUGAAGUAUUUGAAAACUUUUUAUGAUGCCACAAUGAUAAUUUUUGGUUCAAAUUAUGUCAUUGCCAGUUUAUUUUUCAUGCAGUUUUGUAUUAUUCAAGAUGCCUUGAAUGAUGGGUGUCUUAGUUUUGAUCACAUCAUGAGUACCAUGGCUGUCAGUAUGAGAAGUACUGGGGGAGGGAUUGCGGUGUCUCAAUUUAAUGCGACUUCAAGAAGUGCAAAUAAUACUAACUUGAAUGUUGAUGAUGAUGAUGAUACAGAAAGUGCAGCGGAUAAAAUUCAUAAUCUCAUCUCCCAACACCUUGAGGAAGAGAAUGAUUUUGAAUGUAAGUCGGAGGUGGAUAGGUAUUUGUUGGAUGGGUGUGAAGCAACAAUAAAGGACUUUGAUGUUUUAGGUUGGUGGAAGAUUAAUGCACCUAAAUAUCCUAUCAUUGCAGCAAUAGCCCGUGAUGUAUUAGCUAUGCCAAUUUCCACUGUUGCCUCUGAGUCCGCCUUUAGCACUGGGGGGCGUGUAUUGGAUCCCUUUAGGAGUUCAUUGUCUCCACUUACCGUUGAAGCGUUGGGAGUUCACCCUUGUGAUAAGAGGAGGGAGGAGGAAUAUAUUGUGGACGUAGGUGACCAUCAGUGA
Alnus glutinosa is the source of this 1767-nucleotide messenger RNA. RefSeq names its product zinc finger BED domain-containing protein RICESLEEPER 2-like. The transcript has 4 exons. The coding region runs from base 1 to 1767 and encodes 588 amino acids. The record is from RefSeq and is a predicted model, not a curated record. NCBI's taxonomy places the organism in Eukaryota, Viridiplantae, Streptophyta, Magnoliopsida, Fagales, Betulaceae. Gene Ontology annotation, molecular function: DNA binding; protein dimerization activity.